This is a messenger RNA of Brachypodium distachyon (stiff brome), 1673 nucleotides long. RefSeq names its product ethylene-responsive transcription factor 2. Gene Ontology annotation, biological process: ethylene-activated signaling pathway; regulation of DNA-templated transcription. Gene Ontology annotation, molecular function: DNA-binding transcription factor activity; DNA binding. Bases 299 to 1168 code for a protein of 289 amino acids. The record is from RefSeq and is a predicted model, not a curated record. The transcript has a single exon. Lineage: Eukaryota; Viridiplantae; Streptophyta; Magnoliopsida; Poales; Poaceae.
AUCUUAGGUAAACCCAUCCCGUCACCAAUCUGGCCCUCUGCUUCUUUCGGUUUAUUUUACUCGAGAAAAGCCAGAAACCCAUUCCAUCACGUGGAUCCAUCCAGCCCCGGGAAAGUUCAACGAACCGCGACGGAGAGCCGUAAGCAGCCGUCUCCACUAUAUAAACCGCGACCCCGGGCUCGGUCACACCAUUCGACUCUCUUUCCCUUGAGUUCACACACAGUGAUCAGCUAUUCAGCGAGCGAGCAAAGCAGAGCAGAGCAGAGGAGCUCAGGAGCAGGCAGGCAAGGAUUGAAGGAUGCUGCUGAACCCGGCAGCGUCGGAGGCGUUGGUGCUGGAUAGCAUCAGGCAGCACCUCAUGGAGGAGACCCAUGGCGCGGCGGCGCCGUCUCAGGGCCAGAAGGGCGGGGCGAUGACGAGGCCGGCGUACCUCCGGAGCGCGAGCUUCGGGAGCCUGGUGGCGGACCAGUGGAGCUCGUCGCUUCCGUUCCGCGCCGACGACUCGGACGACAUGGUCGUCUACGGCGCGCUCCGCGACGCCUUCUCCUGCGGCUGGCUCCCCGACGGCUCCUUCGCCGCCGUCAAGCCCGAGCCCCUGCCUUCCUCCCCGGACUCCUACGCUAUCGCCGACGCUUCUUCUUCUUCUUGCUUCGCUUUCCUGGACCCGGACACUCCGAGCGAGGAGGCCAUGCCGGCGCCCACCAGGAGCGAGGAGGCCUCGGCGAGGGGGAAGCAACACUACAGGGGGGUGAGGAUGCGGCCGUGGGGCAAGUUCGCGGCGGAGAUCCGCGACCCGGCCAAGAACGGCGCGCGGGUGUGGCUCGGCACCUACGACGCCGCCGAGGACGCCGCCCUGGCCUACGACCGCGCCGCCUACCGCAUGCGCGGAUCCCGCGCGCUCCUCAACUUCCCGCUCCGCAUCACCUCCGAGAUCGCCGCGGCCGCCGCCGCCGGCCUCAAGCGCCCGGCCGCGCUCGAGCCGGCCACCUCGAACUCGUCAUCCUCGUCGUCGUCAUCUUCGGGGUCGCCGAAGAGAAGGAAGAGAGGCGAGGCCGCGGCCGCGUCCAUGGCCAUGCCGCUGGUGCCGCCGCCUUCUUCCCAGGCGUGGUUCGCGCCGGUCGAACAGGUGGUGGGCAUGGCGCCACGCCUGGAGCAGCUCGUCAGCUAGCUACAGGACCCGCUUGCCUCGUAUGAUAAUGAGACAAUGCGCUAAGGCGUGCAACGGAUUUGACCUUGCAAGUGCAUUGACGCGACAGGAACCUGCCCCCUUGCCUUGCAAAGUUGCACCUUGCAAGAUGAUGGCAAGGAAUUAGAUAUCGGGAUGGCGAGGCGAGCGAGCAAUCAAGCAAGCAACCGAAGCGACAGCUACAUUGGGAUAUUUGGAUGGAGCGUGAUAAAGAUCGUAGCAAUUGGGCCUGGGUGAGCCUAGAUAGUUCUACUGCUUGCUGCAACUCGCCCAAGUGGAUCAAACGGAAACUGUACUAUCGAUUGGCCGACUUCCCGUCAUCGUAAGGUCACGUGCGUCAGUGUCAGAGUGAGUGCGGUGAAAGUGAAACCACCCUGUGAUCUGGGUGGAAGUGAAAUGUGAAAGUGUUACAUCUAGGCAGAAAUGAGAGAAUCCCUCCUCUGUUUCUUGAUCUACCUAAUUAAGAGCUGGAAUUCCGUUCAAGCAA